Messenger RNA from Colletotrichum siamense, 822 nucleotides. It is a transcript of the gene fabG-4, whose product is annotated as 3-oxoacyl-[acyl-carrier-protein] reductase FabG. Lineage: Eukaryota; Fungi; Ascomycota; Sordariomycetes; Glomerellales; Glomerellaceae. Bases 1 to 822 code for a protein of 273 amino acids. The transcript has 3 exons. Gene Ontology annotation, molecular function: oxidoreductase activity, acting on the CH-OH group of donors, NAD or NADP as acceptor. The record is from RefSeq and is a predicted model, not a curated record.
AUGUCAGGACCACUAGCGGCUAAAGUAGCUCUAGUGACUGGGUCUUCAUCAGGCAUCGGGCGAGCCAUUGCCAUUAAGCUGGCUUGCUUGGGCGUCAAAAUAGUCUCCGUCGACCUCCAGGAGCAACCUAACGCAAAGGGCUACGAGACAGACUUGGAGAAAACAACGACACAGGUCAUAUCGGAGUCAGGCGGCAAAGCCUUCUUCUUCAAGGCUGAUAUCACCGACGGCGAAGCCAUUGAAGCGUUGUUUAAGAGAAUACGACAGGAAUACGGCCAUCUUGACAUUCUGGUCAACUGUGCGGGGUACUGGGCUCCAUUCCAUCUAUUCAUGGAGGAAACCGACGAGCUCUGGGCCAGGAUGACGGCUGUCAAUACCCUCGGCACGGCCAAGAUGAGCCGGCACGCCAUUCGCGAGUUUCUCCAACAGAACUACGACUCGAAAUGGGGGAGCCGAGGGCGCAUCGUCAACAUCUCGUCGUGUGCCGGUGUGGUAGGCUUCCCAGGGGAAGUCGCCUACUCGGCGACCAAGGCGUCUGUCAACCACAUGACACGAGCAGCGGCGCUGGACCACGCUAGAGACUUCAUCAAUGUUAACUGCGUGGCCCCCGGAGUCGUUGCUACAGGUUUGGCGAGGGGAAAUCUAGAAGACACUGAGAUACACGAAUUGAUGCGCAAGGCUACACCGUGGCCGAGGCUGGGGACAGCCGAGGACAUCGCCGAAGUCGUGGUGUUCUUGUGUAAGCCUGAGUCUCAGUGGAUGACAGGACAAGUGCUCGCCGUUGAUGGAGGCCUGACCAUUGGAGUGGCUCCGGCUACGUAA